CUUGUAGUGAUUUUGUCUGCAGGGAGGGUCGAUGUUGAUGGAUCCAGUCUUUUAUUGACUGGGCGAGUAAACAUUUGUUGGUGCAACAUGGAGAAGAGGAGGAACAGGAGGAGAACCGUGGACCCAGUUACGCCCAGACAUGGAGCGCACCGGCGGGAGAGGAGGAGGGACUCCCUCUUUACAUGUGGAGAUCCAAUAAGAGUUGCGCUCGGUGGUCUCUCUCCGAGCCGGGGGUCCUUCUGGGGCAGCUUCGGGACACCUGCGUACCCCCCGCGGAGCCCAGACGAAGCUUUCUGAAAACUUCCAACGAUGUUGGGCAGCGCUCCGUCCGCCAGCAGCGGCUCCCGAGAGCAGAGUGGGAAAGCGGCUAUGAAGAGCUCUGACUCCAUUAAAAGCCUCGGGCUUAUGGACAACGAGGACAUUGGUGUGAUGAUGCAGGGCUCCAGCAUGGUGAAAGUCCGCUCUUCGAGGUGGCAGAAGAGUCGGAGCCUGCGGCUGCUAGAGGACGGACUUACCGUGUGGUGUGAGUCCACCAAAAGGUCCAGUAAAGCCAAAUCACAGCAGACCUUUGCUAUAACAGAGGUGGAGUGUGUUCGUGAAGGCUGCCAGUCGGAGGCUUUAAGGCGGCUCUCCGGGUCGGUGCCGGACAACCAGUGCUUCACCGUGGUCUUCAGCGGGGCCAGGAAGAGCCUGGACCUGCGGUGCCACUCCGCGGACGAAGCCCAGCGCUGGGUGCGAGGGCUCAGGUUUCUGAAGCACCAGGUGGCCAGCAUGACGCAGAAAGAAAAACUGGACCAUUGGAUUCAAAGCUACCUGAGGCGUGCGGACGAGAACAGGGACGGGAAGAUGACCUAUGAUGAAGUCAAACGGCUGCUACAGAUGAUUAACAUUGACCUGAGUGAGCAGUAUUCUCGCAAUUUAUUCAAGCGGUGUGACCGAUCCGGCGAUGGACGUCUGGAUCAUUCGGAGAUUGAAGGUUUCUGCAGGGAGCUGAUGCGGCGGCCCGAGCUGGACGCCGUUUUCAGACACUAUUCCAGUAGUGGCUCUGUGCUCUCCAUCGCCGAGCUGCGAGACUUCCUCGGAGACCAAGGAGAAGACGCUUCGCUGAAACACGCUCAGAGUCUCAUACUGGCCUAUGAGCUCAAUGACUGGGCUCAGAAGAACAAGUUCAUGACACAGAACGGCUUUGCCAUGUACAUGCUGUCUCUGGAGAACGAUGUGUUUAACCCCAGCCAUGCCAGAGUCUACCAGGACAUGAGGCGCCCUUUGGCCCACUACUUCAUCUCCUCCUCACACAACACAUACCUCACCAAGGACCAGGUCACCAGCGCCAGCAGCACUGAGCCGUACAUCAGGGCCCUGAAUCAGGGCUGUCGCUGUGUGGAGCUGGACUGCUGGGAUGGAGAUAAAGGUGAGCCUGUCAUCUACCACGGACACACCCUCACCUCUAAAGUUCCUUUUAAGGAGGUGAUCGAAACCAUCUCCCAGUACGCCUUUAAGGCAUCUCCGUACCCUUUGAUCCUGUCCUUGGAGAACCACUGUUCAGUGGAGCAGCAGGCUGUCAUGGCCAAGUAUCUUUGCACCAUCCUGGGGAAGAAACUGCUCUCUACACCUCUCAGUGACCUGCUGCUUGAAGAGCUGCCUUCUCCUGAAGAGCUUAAGGGACGUAUUCUGGUGAAGGGGAAGAAGGUAACUCCUCACCUUGGUCAGCUGGGAAAAAACGGAAGCUGUGCCAGCUUCUCCUCUAGCACAGAGGAGGACCAGGCAAGCAGCAACAAGAACACACCCAGAGGAGAUCCUACAAGGGUCUCGUCUAAAGUCAGCCCUGAGCUGUCGGCGCUGGUGGUGUACUGCAGGAGCGUUCCUUUCCGAGGCUUUGAAAAUGCACGUAAAUUACCUCCAGAGGAAAUGUCUUCCUUCUCAGAGUGUGAAGCAGUCAAGCUCAUCAAAGACUCUGGGAAGCUUUUUGUACGACACAACAGCAGGCAGCUGAGCCGGAUCUACCCCUCUGGCCAGCGCCUGCAAUCAUCCAACUAUGAUCCUCAGGAAAUGUGGAACUGCGGCUGCCAGAUGGUGGCUCUGAACUUCCAGACUCCCGGGGAGCAGAUGGACCUGAACCAGGGUCGCUUCCUCCCCAAUGGUCGCUGUGGGUACGUUCUCAAACCCAGCUUCUUGUGCAGCUCCACAUCCAACUUUAACCCUGAGAACACUGGAGGAGGCCCCGGCCACACCCCCACCCAGCUGACUAUAAGGAUCAUUUCUGCACAGCAGCUCCCAAAAAUCAACACAGAGAAAGCCAGUUCCAUUGUGGAUCCACAGGUGUGGGUGGAAAUUCACGGGGUGGCCAUUGAUAGUGCAAAGAAUAAAACCCACCGCAUUGACAACAAUGGUUUCAACCCACGGUGGGACUGCACUCUGAGUUUCCAGCUGCAGGUUCCUGAACUGGCUCUGGUGCGCUUCGUAGUGGAGGACCACGAUCACACUGCCAAGAAUGACUUUGUGGGCCAGUUCACUGUUCCCUUCACAAGCCUCCGCACAGGUUAUCGACAUGUUCACCUGCUGAAGGCAGACGGGUCCAGUCUGUCUCCAGCUACACUCUUCAUCCAUGUGAAAGUGAGCCGGAGGGGAGUCCCUGUGAAAAGCGUGUCGGAGAGGAUUGCCAUGGCUAAAGGAAAAAAAGUUUGAAGUGCGUUCAGACCAGAUGAACCACAGGGGUUAGGAGGAGGCCAACGUCUUCACCAGCCGAGGCCUCAAGGGUUCCAUUUUGACUCAAAUCGAGGCAAAGCCGAGCUGGAUAUCCCUCUCGUGUAAUCAUGAAGCUCAUGAAACACACUAACAGGACAAUAUUAACACUAUUGAUAACGUAGACUGAUAAACACUUUAACAUGUUUUGAUAUUUAAACUUCAAUUUCAAGGUGUGGAACACUGAAAAACCGUUUUACGAUAAUUAUUUUUGAUUAUAAUCAGUCACUCUGAGUUUCACAUGCAGGCUGAACAUGAAAAUGGUCUUCUACACCUAUCUCCUGGAUGAGCUUCUGAUAGAAAAUAGAUGGUGAAACUCCAGGAUUAGAAAAUCCUGACAGAUCUACGUCACGCUGUCACAACAUUCACGGACUCACCCAUCUUUCACGACGGGGAAGGAUGUUGUUGGUUUAGCGUCCAGGAAACAUCAGCGAACGUCUCGGCUAGUAGAAAGCUUUGUUCCCCCUGACUAUGACGUACAAAGCAUUCAUUCCUACUAGAGACCACUGCAAAUGUGGAUAUUAAACGAGUGUUCCACACCUUUAAAGACACUAGAUCAAGAUUAAACACAUACUUGAGGUCUGGGUGCUGUGAGAAGGAAGCUAAACUGAACUAACUGUAGUCAAAAGCAUUUCAUUAUUUUAUCACUGUGAUGUAAUACAGACAUGUUAGUGUCUUUUCUGUUUUUAUUGUUCAUUAAUGAUUGAGCUAUUCAGUCAGUCUUAAUGCUACUUUAGAUGCUUGUGGCACUUUUACUUUUUUUCUUUUAAAGAGCAAGUCACCCCUAAAUCAACCUUUUUUUCUGAUAAACUAUAUAAAUGCAUGUCUAAUCGUGCUGCAGACACGUGUAGCCAAUAAUUUUGCACUUUAGUGGAUUUUAGUUGAAAUUUUAAUUUUCUGCCUAAAACUGUCAGUGUUGUGCCGUUGUCAGGUAAAAAUCUGCACUGCAUUUGAAUUUAAAUCUGCCAUCGCUAUUGGCUAAGAGGUACCCUAGAACAUUGGCUGGUACCAUAUGAUGUCACAAUGCUGUUGUGAGCCUGUGUGUAUGUGUAUUUGUUAGCGGCUCCGCCCUCUCGGUCUGCUGGGCAACAGCAUUUGUUGCAUUUUUCAAACAGGAAGUGGGAGUUAAGUAAGAAUAUGGUAGGGGGUGACUUGCUCUUUAAAGAGCAAGUCACUUCAAAUCACCAUUUUUUUUGCUGAUAAACUAUAUAAACGAGUGUCCAAUUGUGCUGUAGACAAUUGUAGUCAAUAAUUUGGCACUUUAGUGCAUCUUAGUUAAAAUUUAAAUAUUCUGCCUAAAACUGUCAGCGAUGCACCGUCGUCAGGAAAAAACUACGCACUGCAUUUGAAUUUAAAUCUGCCAUCGCUAUUGGCUAAGUGGUACACUAUGAUGUUAGAUGGUACAUUAUGAUGUCACAAUGUCGUGAGUGUGUGUAUUUGUUAGAGGCUCCACCCUCUCGGUCUGCUAGGCAACAGCAUUUGUUGCAUUUUUCAAACAUGAAGUUGGAGUUGAGUAAGAAUCUGGCAGGGGGUGACUUGCUCUUCAAAGACAAAGAAUCUAACAUAGAAUUGACUUAAUCUUUAUUUAUCUCCACAAAUGUUUAAUUUUUAGGAAUUCAGAGUAAGUUGAUGUGUGUUUCAAUUAGAUGGCAGAUUUAAAUAGUUUAACUAGUUUUUGCAAAUGCUGGCCUUUUGCUGGUUGUCUUUGUUGCCUAGCUCAGGAGCUAUGUGAUUUAGCAGCACAAAUUACUGAACACAUCACUGAUAAUAAAAUGAUUUGCUAAUGGACGCAGCUACUAAGAAUCUGCUCUAAAGGUUAUUUUCUCAAGGUGGUCUUCGGUAGAUUUCAGAUAGGAUGAGCAAAGCUAGACUCAGAGAAGAUGCAUCGAAAAAACUACAACAUAACAUCUCUUGUUGUUGUUUUUUUUCUAUUUUGUUGGGUUGUUUGUUUUCCAUAAACAACCAUGAGUGACCAAGUGUGAAUGUAUGUUAAAAAGAGAUCAAUAUCAAAUCAGA
Molecule: messenger RNA, 4758 nt
Organism: Nothobranchius furzeri (turquoise killifish)
Lineage: Eukaryota; Metazoa; Chordata; Actinopteri; Cyprinodontiformes; Nothobranchiidae
Source: RefSeq, a predicted model, not a curated record